GCAACAUUUACCAUCAGUCAUGCCGCGGCCGCUACUCUCAGCGGAUGCUGAGGGUGAUGCGUCAGAGAAUGCGCCCAAGGACAUGUCUGAGGCUGACAUCGACAAAAUUAAGGAGGACCUGGCUAGAGACUUUCAGAGCCAUCUAAAUGGCUUGAGUGCAGUGUUCAACCAGCUCUUAGGCCAGCACGAUUUGCACUUUGACAAGGAUGGCAAUGGCUUGGCUGACAGCUUCGAGUCCGCUCCAGCAGAGAAGCGAAAGGACUCCAAGUUCAAAAAGAACCCCAAGGAGCUUUUGGCACUUCGGGAGACCGUCAGACAGUCAAUUCCGGAGAGUCCCAGAUUGAGUGCCGGAUGCCGAUCCCAGCAGGAGCUUGAGAACCAGUAUAAGAGACUUGACAUCGAAAACAACGGCAAACUGAGCUGCAGCGACCUUGAGCGCGUGGUGAAGAAGUUUGGCAACGAUUGGGCAGUGGAAGAUAUGUUUUCGCUUGUAUCUGCGACAUUGGAAGUCAAAUCCCAACUCCGCAGAGCAACAUCUUCAAAGAAACAGAGCUUCAAGAACCGAAGUCGGGCAGAGGUGGGGCUUAGUGGGUCCAUGGUGGACUUCGAAACCUUCAAGGUCCUGGCCAUUGAGGACUCUGCGAUAACUGAUACCUUCACCUGGGAACAACAAAGCGAUGCCAAAAUUCUCAGAGAUGCGCUUCAAGCUGAACAGACCUGGAGUCGCUAUCAGGAUGACGGCCACCUCCGUGGUCAGGUCGCACUGAACGCAUUCAACCACCAGCACGACCGUUUGAAUCGUUUGUUGCCUCCAAAUCUACCUUUUGAAUCCUUUUGAUACCUUUUGCAUGGGCUCAUCUGAGCUCAUCCUGUGCACAGCUCCAUAGUGCUCACCGGGUGGUUGUGGGUUGGGUUUUAAGCAGCCACUCCUGACCCAACCCAUGUUCGAUUGCACGGCAGACUACCUUCGAGCUGAAGCC
Molecule: messenger RNA, 980 nt
Organism: Cladocopium goreaui
Lineage: Eukaryota; Dinophyceae; Suessiales; Symbiodiniaceae
Source: the annotation of a GenBank genome assembly